AAUGACUGAUUUAGCUGAAGAAAAUGUUGAGGGAGAGGAACAACCUUUAAAUGAUGAAGAACUUAUUAAAGGACAUUGUGUUGAACUUUUUUCGACAAAAGAUUUUGUAAUGGAACCACAAGUGAUUACUACUUUAUUGGCUUUCUUUCAGGCUGGUGGGCAGCCCGAAAAGGUUAUUGAACUUUUAUCAAAUAAUUAUAAUGGAUUGGGACAAUAUGCAAAUUUAUUUGGUUGUUGGCUAUCAGAUUUAGAAAUGGAUGGGGAUUUUAUUGAAACAAUUAAUAAUGAACAAGAAAUUGUUGCCUCAACCUCCUCUAAUUCGGUAUUAUUAAUGGGGGCUGAUGUUCAACAACAAAUUGAACGUUGUCCUUCUGUUCGUGAUUGUUUUGAACAAACAAUUAGUCAAAUGAUUAAAAAACAAUUUUCACCGGACGCGGCGGAUAAAAUAUUUGAAAAUGACGAUGGAACAGAAGGAAUUGAUUGGCUACCUGAAUUAAUUUGGUAA
Molecule: messenger RNA, 505 nt
Organism: Meloidogyne enterolobii
Lineage: Eukaryota; Metazoa; Nematoda; Chromadorea; Rhabditida; Meloidogynidae
Source: the annotation of a GenBank genome assembly